Molecule: messenger RNA, 1091 nt
Organism: Cyprinus carpio (common carp)
Lineage: Eukaryota; Metazoa; Chordata; Actinopteri; Cypriniformes; Cyprinidae
Product: homeobox protein not2-like
Biological process (GO): central nervous system development; regulation of DNA-templated transcription; neuron differentiation
Molecular function (GO): DNA-binding transcription factor activity, RNA polymerase II-specific; DNA binding
Source: RefSeq, a predicted model, not a curated record
UCACACCUUGCGCCCCUGAGCAGGUAUAAAAGAGCCGCUGGCUCUCCAAGCUUCAUUCCACUGUGCUCUUCACAAAGUCGAAAACAUCUCUACUGCGGAUAACUUUUGCAGCUUUUGGACUUUUACCUACCCAAACAGAAGACAUGCAGAUGCCUGGAAGACCUUAUGCACACUUUGGACAUUCAGUGCGUCCUUUCCAUCCGGACUAUGCCACUUCAUCAAAACCGAGCACAGGGAAAUCCUUCACAAUCGACGCUCUGCUUGCGAGGCCUGACCAUACGGAGAGAGAUAGAACAAGUGUGUAUCGGAACAUAACCAAUCGAGGGCCAGUCUCGAUUUCCGCUGUCCCAUUUGCGGCACAAGUGUACUCGCAAAUGCCACAUUUUGCGCACAACCAGAGUAUCAUGCAGACGCAGACUGGGUAUCCAGUUUUCUGCUACCCGCCUUACAACUACCAGACAACAUGUCGUGGAGCUAUAUAUGCACAAGAUGCCGUACUGGCUAAAGCAGCAGUCCACUCUCACUAUAAACACAAAGCUGGAAAAUCAAAGCGAAUGCGCACAAGUUUUACCAAUGAGCAACUGUCCAGACUGGAGAAGGAGUUCGCACGGCAGCAGUAUAUGGUGGGAUCAGAGCGCUUCCUCCUGGCAUCUGCUCUCCAGCUCACUGAAGCACAGGUUAAAGUUUGGUUCCAGAACAGACGCAUCAAGUGGCGAAAGCAGAGUCUUGAGCAACAACAAGCCAAACUAGCCAAACUGGGACUCGCCGUGCCGCCAAAGAGUCCCGGGUCUCAGGGCAGAGAGGAUGAGGAGAGAGAUUUCACAGAAGAGUCUGAUGUGGACAUUGACAUCGACGAUUCACUUCAAGACUGAGAAAAUCACAUUCGCUGUUAUUUUUAUACAGUGUUUUUGUACAUAUCUGGUUUUCUCUAGAUGACACAGUCUUCUCUGUUUUUACAAAUAUUUAAUUAAUAGAUAUAUAUUUAACGUGUUUCUCUUACACACAUUGCUCUUAUAAGGGUAUCUUUGUUUUCGUUAAAACGUUUCUAUAUGGAUGAAAUAAAAGGAAAUAUAUUUUUAAAACUAAAUUCA